GUUUAUUCGAAGGCUCAGCAGGGGGACUGAGUGGAGUGUUUGGAGGGCCAUGAGAGGCUGCAGGCCCGUCUGACCUGGGGCAACUAGAGGUGGCGCUCCCCACCCUCCAUACACCCACCGGCGUUUGUGAUUAAGCAGGAACUGUGUGUGCAAAUUCACAGGCUUGCUCAUGAGUAAAAUGAAGAUUGGGCUCGUCGGAUUGUAAAGGCUCGUGGGUGUUCUGAGAUCACAGAGGCCGAAGCCCGGGAUCCAACUCCCUGCAGCAGGCCUGAGCAACCCAGCCUACAGCCCCCUGCUCUGGAAAGCCAGCUGCUGCCCCCAGUGAUGGUGCCUUUUCACAUAACCUCCAGUGUGCCUUGGCAAAGGCUAGAGGAGCUAGCCCCGCAGGCCGAGACCCUGGAGAAUGCCCGCCCCGGCAGGAAGGAGCGCUUCUUCUGGGGACAGCCAACCUUGGGAGCCCUACAGGUCAUCAUCAGCUUGCUUCAUAUCAGCUGUGGGGGUGUUCUGGCUGCUCCCUCCACCUCUGUGGCAUUUCCCACCACUUACUGGUACCCACUGGUAGGAGGAAUGUUUUUUUUCAUUUCAGGAACAGCCACCCUGUUCAUCUCGGCCGACUGCACAAUUUACCGGAUGAAGGUCGGCGUAGUGUUGAACCUGGUCAGCUCGCUGUGCGCCAGCCUCGGGGUGUGUGCCUUCGUGGUGGAGCUGGCUGCCAGAGGCAGACACACCCAGGUGCCCCAAAAGAGUCUCUCCAGAGUGCUGUUGUUCUUCACCAUCCUGGAGCUGGUCAUCGCUUCCUCAUCCACCUUCCUGGGCCUCUAUGCCACUUCCUAUUCUGUGAGAAAAUGGAGGCCGAGUGAACAGAAGGAACCUGGCCAAGUUCACAGCAGGCCCCAGAAUCAGUACCUGAGCCCAGAGGAGUUUGAGCACAUGGCUACAGCGGCUGCCCCUGAGAACUCAGCCUAGCAGCUGCAGCAGCCCCCAGCCACUGUCUGAGCCCAAGGCACCUGCUGCCCUGAGAGAACAGCAUCUGGUCCCUCCGAGACUCUGCUGUCCCCCUGCUCCUACCCCCCUUCAUCACACUAGAUCGCUGUCCCCACUCCCUCUCACCCUGCCCCCCCACAUGCAUGCACACACCCCAGCAGGGACAGGGGCCUGCUCUGUGUGUUGAGAGUCACCUUCAGUGGUGCUAUUUUGCUAUUAA
Messenger RNA from Tupaia belangeri chinensis (Chinese tree shrew), 1204 nucleotides. RefSeq names its product membrane-spanning 4-domains subfamily A member 12-like. Lineage: Eukaryota; Metazoa; Chordata; Mammalia; Scandentia; Tupaiidae. The record is from RefSeq and is a predicted model, not a curated record. Bases 325 to 966 code for a protein of 213 amino acids. The transcript is spliced from 10 exons. Gene Ontology annotation, cellular component: plasma membrane. Gene Ontology annotation, biological process: cell surface receptor signaling pathway.